UGCCAUGACAGUCGCCGUCGGUGCGCAGGCAGCGGUGUCGUGUCGCUGAACCGAAAGCACAGCGCGAGUCUGUGCCGCGGGCGUGUAUACACAUUAUAUAUACACACACACAGUCUACCGAGAGUGUGAUAUGCUUAUAUACUCGAGUAUAUACUUAAAAUAUCCAUCUAAGACUGUGCAGCCGACGGGCUCGGCCGCCUUUUAUCGUUCGGACCAGUGUUAGUGUCUCUGUGCUUCGCGACGUGCCUAUAAUAAAUACAUGUUCUUGUCACCUUUUGGCCGUACACUUCGCAGUAGUGCAUACAUGUAGUGCGCGAGUGCUGUGUAUAUAUCGUGCCGUACUUCCAGUCUGUCAUAUACGGGCUGCUGUUGCUGCACUUCGCUGCAGUCUAUGAUAAUAAUGUAAAUGAGAGUUUCUACAUCUAUACCGCCGUUACUUGCUCGCUAGAUUUCGGGGGGCUGGGCGAGACACGGAGAGAUUUGCGCGCGCGCGUCCAGGAACUCGCGCAGCCGACCGCCCGAACGAACGACGAACGGUGCAUUGUUAGGAAUGUGUACAGUCCCGGGGUUAGGUUAGGUCGCGGAUGAGGCUGCGGCUCUCUCGAUACGGAAAUCAUCGCGGACGUGCUGCAGCUUUACGAGCUACUGCUGCUGUUGCUUCUACACAACACACACAUCCAGCCGUCCACAGCUGUCAGCUAACUCUCACAUCGAAAGAACCGUCUGGCUCAUCUGUGGAGCCGCGCCGACGAAUGUCAACAGUAGACGACGAGUCUCCCGCGCGAGUGACGAGGAAGAUGAAGCUCCGAGUGCUGCAGUCGCAUCUGUGCUGAGUUUGUGUUAACAAGUGUGAGAGAAAGAGCGGAAUAUAGUGCGAAUAUUGUAUAGUAGUAGAGCGAGAGGGUCGUCGUCGUCGUCGUCGUUCUUUUUUGUGGCUAUAAAGUGAGUCUGCGAAUUGGCCGCGGAGUUGGCGCUACCGGGGGCAAACAUGUUCAACUUCAUGAAGAAGGCGACGGAGAAGGAGGAGAAGGACAAGCGCAAACGGGACAAGCGCGAGAAGAAGGAUGUUAAAAAACGCGACCGGGGAAGCAUGUCCGCCGAGGAGCUGCUCAGGCUCGAUGAGAUGCGAAGGUCACUGAAGAUCCGUGGCCGGCGCAAGGAAAAGGAGAAACUGCCGAGUGGCAUAACGGCCGACUACAGCGCCUCGUUUUUCGCCCAGCUGGACCGCGACGUCCUGGACGACGCGCAUAACAGUGUCAACUCGAGCAGCACCGUCGUCGGCCUCACCCAAAGCGACUCGUCCGAGGCCUCGCUCAACUCUCUCAGCAACUCCAAGAACUUACCUCCACUGCCACCAAAGCCGCCCAAACGAGGUAUCCUGAAGGGUCCAAGGCUCAGCACUGGUCCUAUUGCCAGUGGCGUCAACGAGCCAACGUCGCCCACGUCCGCGGUGGCGAUGUUUCAGAACGGUCAGGACGGACACGUGGACUCGAACAACGUUCUCGUAAGGAACACUUUGCAGAACGAGCUGAUCGCAUAUCAGAACCUACCGCUGCAACAGCAGCAGAGGCUUAAUGCCAGGGACGAGAUGCAGAUGGUGUUUAGCGAGGAGGAGACGACGACCUAUCAGAUGAGACGCAGUCCCCAACAGAUGCAUCAGUUUGGACACGGCCAGCAGGAUUCUAAGCUUUUGCAUGUAAUGACGAGCGCCAGUCCAUCAGCAGACUCGUUGACGGACACGACGAACUCGAGCUUCGCCACGCCGCCGUUCAGCUUAUCUCCAGUCGGCGAGUCGCAGGGCUUCACUCGCUGGCGUUCCUCUGGCUCGUUCGAGGAACAGGGCGUCGUCGAGCUCGCACUGCCGGAGAUCGUGCCGCUCGAGCUGCCGGAGCCACGCGAGCUGGUGAUCCAGCGACAGCCACCGCCCCGCUCGGACUUUGGCUUCUCCCUGAGGCGAGCUGUGGUGGUCGAGCGCUCGGCCAACGGUGGCACCCUAAUGCGCUCGGUCAUCUUCGCCGAGCCCGGUGCUCUCGUCCAGAACGUCAACGACACUGGUCUGCUGCCUGGCGAUAGACUCAUCGAGGUCAAUGGGAUCAACGUAGACGAUAAGAGCCGCGAGGAGAUCAUCGACCUCAUCAAGGGAUCCGCCGGUAGCGUCGUCGUCAAGGUUCAACCGGUGGCGGAGUUGUCGGAGCUGUCGCGACGGAGCGGCACCGACGGCCAGAAGGUCGAGCUCGCACCGGCCAACAUCCGAGGUGGGACGCUCCGAAGAUCGGGCAGCCUUCGCUUCCAUCAGAACAGGGCGAAGUCAGAGGAGCAUCUCGCGCAGGAACAAGCCUGGCUAGCAUCGGAGCGCGUCUGGUUGCUGCAUCGCGGGGGUUUCACACCAGCCUCGAGAUGUGGUCCCGCCGACCCCGACACCGGCAAACUGCGCAUCCGACUCACCAACUCCGGCGAGGAACUGCUCGUCGACGAGGAGGAUGUCGAGAAGGCAAAUCCACCGCAGUUCGACAGAGCGGAGGACCUGUCCCAGCUGCGUUUCCUGAACGAGUCGUCUGUGCUGCACACGUUGCGCCAGCGCUACGCCAGCAAUCUCAUUCACACUUACGCGGGCGAGAGCAUGAUCGUCAUCAAUCCCAUUGCGCCUCUGGCUAUCUACUCGGAGAAGGUGGUGCAGAUGUUCAAAGGCUGCAAGAGCGAAGACAUGCCGCCGCACGUCUACGCGAUGGCUCAGUCGGCGUAUCGGGGCAUGUUGGCGACUCGGCGGGAUCACUCCUUGGUUUUCCUCGGACGGAGCGGUGGAGGAAAGACGACCAACUUCAAGCAUGCUCUGCACUAUCUGGUCCUCGCGGCAGGUGCCGUCAACAAGAUUCUCACGAUCGAGAAGCUCAAUGCGGUGUUCACGUUGCUUGAGGCCUUCGGCAACAGUCGUACGCAUAUCAACACCAACGCCACGAGAUUCACGCAGCUCUUUAGUCUCGACUUCGACCAGUCCGGACAGAUCGCCUCAGCCAGUCUUCAGGUGCUGCUGCUGGAGAAGUCCCGAAUCGGCCGCCGCGUGAACGGCGACCCGAGCUUCCACGCGCUUUACCGUCUGCUGGCCGGAGCCGAAGGUACGCUGCGCAAGGAGCUUCAUCUGACGAACCUCGUGGCCGAGAAUAAUCCGUUCAUCACGCCACUGCAAAAGCACGAGGACAAGCAGCGCGCCCAGGUCGAGUUUAACCGCAUCGUCGCGGCUUUCCGCGCCCUCGGCGUCACCGAGGCCGAGGAGCGAGCCAUCUGGUUCGUAGUAGCCGGUAUCUACCACCUGAGCUGCGCAGGCGCCGUCAAGGCUGGCACGAGUUCACAGGGCCGCUGGCAGUUUGCCCGGGUCGAGUGUGCCGAAAAGGCCGCCACUCUGUUCGGUACCAGCGUCGAGGAGCUGAGCAGGCUCGUCUUCUCGGCGAACAAUUCCGGCGUCGGUACUCCGAGUACACCCCGGCCAGGUGCCCUCAGAACGCCCAGUCCGACCGACCAAAGCAAAGACGUAUCCGGUCUCGACGCGCUUGAAAGUCUCCUUGUCGGAUUGUACUCCGAGGUGUUCCACUGUGUGGCUGCUCUAGUCAACAAAUCUAUAAGCUCACCAGUUCAUACCGUGUCGUCGCUGCUGCUCUGCGAUGCUCCCGGCUUCCAGAAUCCCGCGACCUGCGGCCGCCAGACGGGCGCGAGCUUCGAAGACCUCUGUCACAAUUACUUGCAAGAACGUCUACAGCUUUUGUUUCAUCAUACUUCUCUAGUUGCACCCAAAGAUAGAUAUGUACAGGAAGGAAUCGAUAUAGAUCACGAGGAUGAACUUGAAGAGGGACUUGGUUCUCCUCAGGGUUUGGUCUCCUUGCUGGAUCGUGGAAAUUCGCAGAGUGCCACAAUGUUACGGACAAGCCAAAGCGACCUCAGCAGCAGCAGACAAAUUGAAAGGAAGGGGCUUUUGUGGCUUCUGGACGAAGAAACCGUAUGUCCUGGUGGUAGCGAUGAAAGUUUCUUGGAUCGACUGUUCUCGCAUUAUGGCGACAGAGAUCACCAGAUGCUACUCAGAAAAGCUCCUGGAAACAAUCAAUUCGUAUUGCAGCACUUGCAAGGAACAAAUCCUGUUUUAUACACAGCGACGGGCUGGAUAAAAGCAACUCGUGAAAAUCCUCUGGCAAAAAGUGCAAUUACCAUUCUCCAAGAAAGUAAUAGGGACGAAGUUAGUAGACUUUUCGUGUGUGCCCGCGGUGCAGGUGUAUCUGGAACUCUAAGUGGUUCGAUGCAUGGCUUGGAGGGUUCGCAAUCAUUGAGAAGAGCUUCUAGUAUCAGAAGAACGUUUACUGCCGUCAAGCGGAAAAAUGUCUGCCUGCAAGUAAAAUUCACUGUCGACGGUCUUAUUGAGACUCUAAGAAGAACACGAGUGAAGUUCAUUCAUUGCUUUUUACCACAACACAAUGCUGGCUGCACAGAAAACAAGAGUCUUCUGUCCGUUAAGCCAAGUCAAAGCGAGGAUAACCUUAUUAAUAUUCCGUUACUACGAUCACAGGUGAGAGGCAGUCAAAUUUUGGAAGCAGUGCGGCUUCACAAAGUCGGUUUUCCAAAGUACAUGCCUCUUGGUGAAUUCAGACGACGAUUCGCGUUACUUUCUAAUGACACGGCAACACGUCCAGGAAGUCCGGUGGCAGAUGAAAGACGUGCUGUUGAGGAUAUGCUUCUCUCUGUCGAUGUCGAUCCGGCUUCUUACCGCGUUGGACAAAGUCAGCAGAUAUUUUUCCGUGCGGGUGCACUCGAGCGGCUCGAGUCCCAAAGAGACGAGAAGCUCACGGGCCACAUUAUUCUGCUGCAGGCGAGAUGCAGGGGUUACCUAGCCCGGCGGAAACUCAACACGCUCAAGCUUCAAGACCUGGCGGUGAGGUGCAUCCAGAGGAACGUGAGGAAGCUGAUGUCGGUGCGAGAGUGGCCCUGGUGGCGGCUCUACGUGAAAGUGGCGCCACUGCUGAACGUCCACCGGACCGAGGACCAGCUCAAGGCGAGAACGGAGGAGCUGGAGGUGCUGCGAGCGAAAGUCGACCGGCUCGAGCAGGAGCGCAACCACCUGAAGCACGACAACGACAGGCUCGAGGCCAAGCUGAGCGAGAUGACAGCAGACUUCGCGGAGGAGCACUCGACGUCUACUCUCGCAGCCGAGCGCAUCGAUGCCGAGCAGUCGGAGCGUCUUCGUCUUGAGCGCGAGCUCCAGGAUGUCAGCGAAACCAACAAGAGCCUCCAACAGCAAGCCGAGCGUCUCGAGAUGGAGCUCCUCUACGCGCGAGCUGCCGAUUUAAAUGGACUAGCUUCCGAUGCCGAGGACGCCGAAGCAGACGGUGGUGUUUACAAACAGAGGUACCAGCACGCGAUGCGCGAGCUCGACUUUACCAAGCGCAAGAUGGCACAGCAGCACGAGGACGACCUCGAGCAACUCGUUGGGCUUAAGAAGCAGCUCGAGAAGAAGUUGGCGGACGCCUACGAGGAAGUGGAAGAACAGCGCCAGGUCGUCGGCCAAUGGAAGCGUCGUGUGCAGAAGCUCAACGGGGAGAUGCAUGAUUUGCGGCUGCUCCUGGAGGAACAGACCGCGAGGAACAAUCUACUCGAGAAGAAACAGCGCAAGUUUGACUCGGAAACGCAAAACCUAAUGGACGACCUACGACAGGAGAAGGCUCAGCGCGAGCGACUCGCCCGAGAGAAGGAGAUCGCUAUCGCCGAGAAGUUUACGAUCGAACAGAACUUGAGCGAUGCGAGACUGGAAAUCGAGCUGAAGGAAGAGCGCUUGCAUACGCUUUCGCAGGAGUUGGAGGAGCUGACGUUCGGCGGAAAAACCGAGGAGGAAGUCGCUCAGCUAAAGAAAGCUAAGCACGAACUCGAGAAGAAACUAAAGGACCAGGAGGAAGAGCUCGAUGACUUGGCCGGUCAGGUGCAGCUGCUCGAGCAGGCGAAGCUCAGGCUCGAAAUGAGCAUCGAGCAGCAGCGCAAAGAGAUGCGCAAAGAGAUGCAGCAGCGUGACGAGGAGCUCGAGGACGUACGCGGUAGCGCCAUGAAGAAGGUCAAAGCGCUCGAAGCACAGCUCGAAAACGAGCACGAGGAGCGCACGAUUGUGCUGAGAGAGAAACAUGAGCUCGAACGCAGACUCGUCGCUCUCGAGGACCAGGACAGGACCGAACGCGCUGCCGAGGCUGAGACCACGCAAAGAUUGAAGCGAGAUUUGAAGCGAACCAGAGCACUGCUGAGGGACGCGCAGACAAUGCUCGAGCGAUCUAAGGGUGAUUCUACCGGAAAGACCGCUCUACGUCAUCUGAAGAACCAAUUAGAGGACGCGGAGUGCGCGCGUGCCGUUGCCGUCAAGGCUAAGCAGGCCCUUGAGCAGGACCUCAGCGAGACUCAAGCGGCUCUCGAAGAGGCCUCGCGACAACGCUCCGAGGCUGAGGACCGCGCCAAUGCCGCAAACCGCGAACGCGCUGAACUACUGUCGCAGCUUGAGGAGAACGAGGAAGAGCUGGCUGAGGUGCUGAAGAAAUACCGCGCCGCAGUGCAGCAAGUAUCCGCUGAACAGGCACAAUUGCAGGAAGCGCAGGUGCAGAUUGCGGCCUUGGAGGCCGAGAAAUCUUCAUUGAAAGAUCAACUUUCGGAGUUAAGUCAGAGACUCGAAUCGGUCGAACAACUCGGCGACCCAACAGCUAAUAGUCUUGCAACGAGGCGUCUCGAGUUCCGCACCAAAGAGCUUGAGAGCAAACUCGAGCUGGAACAAACUACAAGGGCACGAUUGGAGACACAAAUAGCUCGAUUAAAGGAGAACGUCGAGAAAUUGCAGUCGGAAACUGCUCUUCUACGCACGAAGGAACAGAGCGCCCAGGAUGCGGCGCGUCGACUCCAACGGUCGUUGCGCGAGGCCCGAGAAGAAGCUGCCACGGCUUCAGCGCGAGAGCAGGAGGCGACGCGGGCUCGUCGAGACCUCGAAAAAGCACUGGAGGCUGCCGAGGCCGAGACCAAGGUCGUCAAGGAUGAUCUGAGACUCGCUCUUCAGAGGAUCGAGGAUUUACAGAGCGCAAUACAGGGAGAGCUCGACCUGGACUGUAGCGAGGAGGCCACCAGUGACAACAGCGAUAGCGACUGAUCCAUGCCAAUAACGGACUUUGAGUCCGAGGAUGAAAACGUCGGAGAGUAGCGGCCGAAGCGAAGAAAUUUCUGGGAGUACCGAAAAGAAUAGCAAACUCCAAGGGAUCGACUGAUAAUCAAAGCUUUUCGCGCGCUUACAAGCGCGGAGUUGCAACGUUCAAAAACAACUUAGCCUUAAUUUUUAAUAUCUCAUGCAGGAGCGCAUACACUUCUUAAUGAAUAAUAAUCAAUGAGGGAGUCUGCUCGAUAUUUAACGCAUUAUCGUAGCAACUCGUUCGUUAAAUAUUAGCAUUUCUAUCGAAGCCAUGAAAAGCCUAUAACGGAGAGGAGGUGAAUUUUGUACUGUCGAUAAAAUGAAGACCAACAAUUUUACGAUUUGGUGCUAGCGCUUACAAGGUGGAAUUUGUCGUCGUCAAAAGUCGAACCACCAAAGUCUUCCAAAUAAAGGAAUAUUUGAUUACGAGCGCAUAGGUGCAAUCAGGUCCUAACUCCGUUGUGCUAAGGCAAUAAUACACUUUAACACUUUUAAGGAGACAAAGAAUACAAAUUAUUAAAACCAUACAUUUAAACUGUAAACACUUUCUUUAAACUCCUUUUGUUUUAUUCAAACACUCGAAUUACAAUAACUUUGUUAAACGUUUUCCUCAUUUUGUAAGCUUUAUGAAAACAAUAUCAUCUGUAAUUUGUAAGGUGCAAGAGUUCUUUUUUUAAUUUUCGAAAGCUCUGUUCUGUGUCGCCUUAUUAUGCGAAAGAGUAAUGGAACAGAAAAAAAUGAAGCAAUCGAGUGGCGAUUAAAACGAAUUAAAAAUGCGGUUUAUAAUAAAUACUACGCUUUUUUGUCAAAAUGAAAUUACGUUUAUUACACGUGCACGCGAUGUAAUGGUGUUAUGCCUGUCAAUCGGGAUCGUUUUAGAUAUACGUGUUUAUUUUAUGUAUAAAGGAAUUAUAAAGACUAUAUGUUAGUUGUUCAAUCGUCUUAUAAGGAAACCUAUGUAACUUAUUGCUUUGUAAAAUGCAGAACUAUUUAAUUAAAUUGA
Messenger RNA from Nasonia vitripennis (jewel wasp), 8189 nucleotides. It is a transcript of the gene Mhcl, whose product is annotated as unconventional myosin-XVIIIa. The coding region runs from base 989 to 7150 and encodes 2053 amino acids. The transcript has 25 exons. Lineage: Eukaryota; Metazoa; Arthropoda; Insecta; Hymenoptera; Pteromalidae. Gene Ontology annotation, cellular component: myosin complex. The record is from RefSeq and is a predicted model, not a curated record. Gene Ontology annotation, molecular function: cytoskeletal motor activity; ATP binding; protein binding.